This is a messenger RNA of Prorocentrum cordatum, 364 nucleotides long. The record is from the annotation of a GenBank genome assembly. Lineage: Eukaryota; Dinophyceae; Prorocentrales; Prorocentraceae.
GACACGGAGCCCGUGCCGAGCGACAUCUGGCGGGGCCUGCCGAUCUCCCGAAUGCUGGGGCAGGGGCCUGGCCUCAUGGCCAACAGCCAGACGGAGGCCACGUUCUCAUUAUCUGAGCAGUUGGAGGAACAGCCGUACAUUGACAUCUUCUUGUCGCACACAUGGAGCUCAAACGCGUACCUGAAGUAUGCAGCCAUGCUCUACUACUUCAACGGGCGCUCCUCCUUCGUUGCCGCUCACAGCGCGGCCCUGGCGACAUUCUUGAUGCUGCUCGCGGUCAAAGAGCUGACCUCGUACGGGAGGGGGGCUACCUGCCUGUCUUGUACGUGCCGAUGCCCGGCAAUGUGGAAGAGUACCCCAAGGA